Doryrhamphus excisus (bluestripe pipefish) is the source of this 2320-nucleotide messenger RNA. The record is from RefSeq and is a predicted model, not a curated record. NCBI's taxonomy places the organism in Eukaryota, Metazoa, Chordata, Actinopteri, Syngnathiformes, Syngnathidae.
GUUCACCUCAGCUUGAAAUGAUGAUGAUGAGGAUGGCUACAAAGCCGUCCGGCGGUUAGUUCUCGUCGGGCGGUCACGCACAGCAGCGGCUGCGGCGACUCGAUUCUUCACUCGAUUGACGUGACGUAGACUCGCUUACGUGCAAACAUGUGCCCGGUGCCUUGGGGAGCGGGUGCGUGGCCGCCCGGUGGCAGAGCCACCAAUUAGGGAGCGGGAAGUUAACCUCCAGCGACCCGAGCAACGGCCUCCCAACAAGCCGCCUGACAUUGCUUACUUCUGUUGAGCCCUUCGUGGUAGGCUACUGAUGACAUUUUAAAUGUGGCCGCCUCCAUUAAAUGAAGUGCUACAUCCCAUUCACCUCCCCUUCCCGCAGGCGUGAUGCUGCGAGACAUUUGCUCAUGAUGGAGGAGGCUGCCAGCCAGCUGGAACGAGACCAUGUGCACAGCGUCUACGACAAGAUUGCUCCCUAUUUCAAUGACAGCCGCUACAAGGCCUGGCCCAAGGUUCGACAGUUCCUGCUGGACCAGCCCCCUGGGAGCAUCGUAGCCGACAUCGGCUGUGGUAAUGGCAAGUACCUCGACAUCAACAAGGAGGUGUUCAAGCUGGGCUGCGACGUUUGUCGCCCCCUGGUGGACUUCGCCUGGAGUCGAGGACAUGAGGUCCAGAUGUGCGACGGGCUCCACUUGCCUUACAGAGACGGCUGCUUUGAUGCUGUGCUCUCCAUUGCAGUCAUCCACCAUUUGUCCACCAAAGAACGUCGUAUCCGAGCAAUAAAAGAGAUGGCUCGCACGCUCCGAGCAGGGGGACGCAUCAUGAUCUACGUGUGGGCAAUGGAGCAGAAGCGUCGCAAAUUUGAAAAGCAGGACAUCUUCGUUCCGUGGAACCCCAACCCUCUUUGGCCCUCCACUUUCAAACCGAGACGGAGGGCAGCGGCACAGAGCGUAAGCGAAGCCAUAGAUGGCGGUGACAAGCACAGGAAGGUCAGAAGCACAUCCUCCAUGGGUGAUGAGGAGCUCGCUGGCGCAGCACCUUCGCAGAGCACACACAAGCUCUGGUUCUUCUCCCGCUCCCUGGACUCUGUGUUCGAUUUUGGAAGCUUGGCCAUCUCUCGUUCUUCCUCCAGAGAGCUCAGCACUUUAUCGUCGACGGGGGUGGAGAAUGGGGGGUUCACGGCAGGGUUGCGGGGGCGAGGCCUCAUCAAGCAGUUCUCCAGCUUCUUCUCGCCUCCGUCUGUCAUCGGAUCUGAGGAUGUCUUCGACUCGAGCACAGAUCUGCACAAGGAGCCCAAAGACCCAGACGUGAAAGCGAACCGGAGUGUCUCUUUAGCACAUGAGUGUGGCUCUUUGGCACUGCCCGAUCUCGUCCCUUUCCAGAGGGAGCACCUCAGGGAGGCUGACGAGGAAGGGGAUGACGGGCUGCAGCAGGAAAGCACACAGAGUCCUCAGGUGGAUGGCUCCUGCCUGAGGUACUAUCAUGUCUUCAGGGAAGGGGAGCUAGCCGAGCUGAUCAACGAUCAUGUGGAGGAACUCCGCAUCCAACAGGCUUAUUUCGAUCAUGCCAACUGGUGCGUGGUGGCUGAGAAAGUAGAGCUGUGAAAAAUCUGAUUCUUUUUUUAAUUUUAUGUAUUCCAAUGGUCUGCCUCUGGGUUUUAGCACAGUUUUUAUUCCGCUGGUUGGUGACGAUUCCUGGAAUUGUCGCUGAAUGACACAACUUAUUCUUACAAUGAAUAAGAAAAAGUUCUCAAAAUGACUCCGUGGCUGCAACGCACGACUGUUCACUUUUUAAAAAAUUCUCUUUGGAAUGUUUGUCUUUGUGUGGACCGUGCACAGCAGAUUGUCGUGUGUAUGAAGUGUUCAUUUCAGUAGCGCCCUGAGUCGCUGUUGCGUGUAUUUUUUUUAAAUUUAUUAAUAGUCUAGGCUUCCUCUUCAGACUUUAAUAAGCCAACGUUUUAACGUCUUAAUGCUUUUUUGUUUUUUUACUUAUUUUGGCUUUUUAUCGUAAAGUCUGGUUUACAGCUGCAUGUAUGUGGAGCUAUCAUUCACCCCAAUAAAUGCUUGAUGUUGCCGUCUGUGUACUCUCGUGUGGUCCCGUGUAGAAGUAGAACAUAGCGAUGGACUGCCUCAUAUACUGUGAAUAACACUGCACUGUACCACAAGUAUGUCGUUGCUUGACGCCAACAAUUACUUUUCAAAACUUGAAACAUUGUGCCAAGGAGGUGUUUUGUUUGCGUGACACUCAUGUAAAGAGUUUUUUUUCUUCUUUUAAUAAAGGUUUUUGCUCUGUACGACUCUGUUGUGCAGUGGUUGAUACAUCAAAACAA